AUGCGGUACAGUUACCCGUGUGCCACAACGCGGUACAGUUACCCGUGUGCCACAACGCGGUACAGUUACCCGUGUACCACAACGCGGUACAGUUACCCGUGUGCCACAACGCGGUACAGUUACCCGUGUGCCACAACGCGGUACAGUUACCCGUGUGCCACAACGCGGUACAGUUACCCGUGUGCCACAACGCGGUACAGUUACCCGUGUGCCACAACGCGGUACAGUUACCCGUGUGCCACAACGCGGUACAGUUACCCGUGUGCCACAACGCGGUACAGUUACCCGUGUACCACAACGCGGUACAGUUACCCGUGUGCCACAACGCGGUACAGUUACCCGUGUGCCACAACGCGGUACAGUUACCCGUGUGCCACAACGCGGUACAGUUACCCGUGUGCCACAACGCGGUACAGUUACCCGUGUGCCACAACGCGGUACAGUUACCCGUGUGCCACAACGCGGUACAGUUACCCGUGUGCCACAACGCGGUACAGUUACCCGUGUGCCACAACGCGGUACAGUUACCCGUGUACCACAACGCGGUACAGUUACCCGUGUACCACAACGCGGUACAGUUACCCGUGUACCACAACGCGGUACAGUUACCCGUGUACCACAACGCGGUACAGUUACCCGUGUGCCACAACGCGGUACAGUUACCCGUGUGCCACAACGCGGUACAGUUACCCGUGUGCCACAACGCGGUACAGUUACCCGUGUGCCACAACGCGUUACCCGUGUGCCACAACGCGGUACAGUUACUCGUGUGCCACAACGCGGUACAGUUACCCGUGUGCCACAACGCGGUACAGUUACCCGUGUGCCACAACGCGGUACAGUUACCCGUGUGCCACAACGCGGUACAGUUACCCGUGUGCCACAACGCGGUACAGUUACCCGUGUGCCACAACGCGGUACAGUUACCCGUGUGCCACAACGCGGUACAGUUACCCGUGUGCCACAACGCGGUACAGUUACCCGUGUGCCACAACGCGGUACAGUUACCCGUGUGCCACAACGCGGUACAGUUACCCGUGUGCCACAACGCGGUACAGUUACCCGUGUGCCACAACGCGGUACAGUUACCCGUGUGCCACAACGCGGUACAGUUACCCGUGUGCCACAACGCGGUACAGUUACCCGUGUACCAAAACGCGGUACAGUUCCCCGUGUACCACAACGCGGUACAGUUCCCCGUGUACCACAACGCGGUACAGUUCCCCGUGUACCACAACGCGGUACAGUUCCCCGUGUACCACAACGCGGUACAGUUCCCCGUGUACCACAACGCGGUACAGUUCCCCGUGUACCACAACGCGGUACAGUUCCCCGUGUACCACAACGCGGUACAGUUCCCCGUGUGCCACAACGCGGUACAGUUCCCCGUGUGCCACAACGCGGUACAGUUCCCCGUGUGCCACAACGCGGUACAGUUACCCGUGUGCCACAACGCGGUACAGUUACCCGUGUGCCACAACGCGGUACAGUUACCCGUGUGCCACAACGCGGUACAGUUACCCGUGUGCCACAACGCGGUACAGUUACCCGUGUGCCACAACGCGGUACAGUUACCCGUGUGCCACAACGCGGUACAGUUACCCGUGUGCCACAACGCGGUACAGUUACCCGUGUGCCACAACGCGGUACAGUUACCCGUGUGCCACAACGCGGUACAGUUACCCGUGUGCCACAACGCGGUACAGUUACCCGUGUGCCACAACGCGGUACAGUUACCCGUGUGCCACAACGCGGUACAGUUACCCGUGUGCCACAACGCGGUACAGUUACCCGUGUGCCACAACGCGGUACAGUUACCCGUGUGCCACAACGCGGUACAGUUACCCGUGUGCCACAACGCGGUACAGUUACCCGUGGUUUCGACCCAAGCAGAAUCAAUCAAUACCUCAUUAUCUUCUUAAUAUGAGUGAUAAACUCUACGAGUGUCAAGCGUGUGGGAAAACAUUUAGUCGUCUUGGAAAUAUGAAGAACCACAAAAUGGUGCAUACUGAUCUUAAACCUCGCACUUGUCUCGAAUAUGGUGAAAGUUUCUGCCAAACUGGAACUCUGAAAAAACUCAAGAUGGCAAAUUUGGGUAGUAAAUCAUAUGAGUGUUUUGAGUGCGGAGAAACGUUCAGCCGAAUAAAAAAUUUAAAGAAACACAAAAUGAUGCACACAGGUGAAAAGCCCUUCAGCUGUGAUGUUUGUGGAAAGAAUUUCAGUACCCGUCGAAAUAUAAUUAGGCACUUGUUAGUACACUCUGGUGAGAAAUCCCACGAGUGUCCAGAGUGUGGGAAAAGAUUCUCUCGAUAUGACUUUUUGAAGAAACACAGAAUUGUGCAUACGGGUGAAAAGCCUCAUAGGUGUGAUGUGUGUGGGAAAAAUUUGAGUAGUCGUAGCAGUCUAAAUGAUCACAUGUUAAUGCAUACUGGAAAAAAACCUUUCGAGUGUGAUGAGUGUGGAAAAAGUUUCAGGUAUCGUAGCCAUAUAGUUAGGCACAUGAUGGAGCAUUCUGGGUUUCGACCCAAGCAGAAUCAAUCAAUACCUCAUUAUCUUCUUAAUAUGAGUGAUAAACUCUACGAGUGUCAAGCGUGUGGGAAAACAUUUAGUCGUCUUGGAAAUAUGAAGAACCACAAAAUGGUGCAUACUGAUCUUAAACCUCGCACUUGUCUCGAAUAUGGUGAAAGUUUCUGCCAAACUGGAACUCUGAAAAAACUCAAGAGGGCAAAUUUGGGUAGUAAAUCAUAUGAGUGUUUUGAGUGCGGAGAAACGUUCAGCCGAAUAAAAAAUUUAAAGAAACACAAAAUGAUGCACAAAGGUGAAAAGCCCUUCAGCUGUGAUGUUUGUGGAAAGAAUUUCAGUACCCGUCGAAAUAUAAUUAGGCACUUGUUAGUACACUCUGGUGAGAAAUCCCACGAGUGUUCAGAGUGUGGGAAAAGAUUCUCUCGAUAUGACUUUUUGAAGAAACACAGAAUUGUGCAUACGAGAGAUAAACCCGAGUGUCCAGAGUGUGGGAAAAAAUCGGUGCACUUGGAACUAUGA
Procambarus clarkii (red swamp crayfish) is the source of this 3042-nucleotide messenger RNA. Lineage: Eukaryota; Metazoa; Arthropoda; Malacostraca; Decapoda; Cambaridae. The record is from RefSeq and is a predicted model, not a curated record.